AUGGCCUCCAUCUUCACCUUCGAUCCUGACCCGCCCCGCGUUUCGUCGCCGUGGGCAACGACUUCUGUCGGCGACUCGACGGAACCGCCACACCCCAACCAAAAGACCAAGUCCCCUCUUUCAAGACUUGGCACCGACAGCGAACGGCGAAGGCCAUACAACAAGCCUCUGGCAGAUACGGUGGAUUAUACAAAUAUAAUAAGAUUGGAGGCAGAGCCUCAGGAUGGGCCCACAGAAUACAAACUGCAUCUGCUUUUGCGGAGGCGGCGAUCGUUCACUCGAGCCACUACUGGCCGGUAUAUAUCGGGGUCUAUGCGUCGGAGUGACAUUCCCAUACCAGUUCCUGCGGGUCGUAGCGUAUCGGAGUCUGGCCUUUCCAACACUCCUCCGCCACUGGCGUCAACGCAGUCAAAGCAGCAUCGCCUUGAGCAGUUGACUACGCAGUUGCUAUGGCGCUUGCAGCAAUCAUGCCCUUAUCACAUAUCUUCUUCGACAGCCCCGGUAAUUCCCCAUCUUCCCGAGGAUGCGCGUCUCUCAACCGCAGAGAUGCCCCAGCGACUUCUCCCUGGCCUGGAGGAGAGCAAGGGUGCACUCUAUGAAAUUGGUGUGGCUGAUGAUGGAACCAUUGUUGGCUUAGCAGAAGAUGAAAUGGAAGAGAGUCUCAACAACUUGCGCGCCAUGGCUGCGAGCUUGGGCUGCGGAGUUGAAGUCUUGCGCCGAGUUCCAGUAGGUGAAUGUGAGUGGGUUGAAGAUGCAGGCACUGUCCAUCAGCGGAUACAAAAAUCGCAAUUGCUGGUCGCCGAAGCCCUAGUGCGCCCGGAGCAAUAUCUGGUAGACUACACGAAACAGGGCCAGAAAGAAAACGGCAAGAAUGGGUUAGAUUCCACAGACGGCGGCGCAGCACUAGCUAGAGAGUCGCGGGCGACGAGUGAGCAGAUGCGAGUGUCAGUCACUGGCGCUACAAUGUCUGGAAAAUCGACUCUACUUGGAACACUUUCUACCGCCACUUUGGACAAUGGCCGCGGGAAGAGUCGUCUGAGUUUGCUGAAACACAGGCAUGAGAUUGCAUCGGGCAUGACUAGUUCUGUUACGCAAGAACUGAUUGGAUAUUGCGAUGUGGAUAACCAUACCCAAGUGAUUAGUUAUGGGUCGGGCGAUAUCUCAUCGUGGAUCGACAUUCACGCAGCAGUCGAGUCUGUGAAUAGUGGCAGGCUUGUGUUCCUUUCGGAUUCUGCAGGCCAUCCACGGUUCAGGCGCACCACUGUUCGUGGUAUUGUUGGUUGGCAACCACACUGGACGAUUCUAUGCGUCCCAGCAGACAACACGGAAGAUUCUUCGGGUAAGCUCGGAGCAUCACCUACCUCUGAAGAAUUGCUUGGGCCUGCAGCAGCAGACCUCGACCUUUCGCACGCGCAUUUGGAGCUUUGUCUUGCUUUGGAGCUCCCGCUUGUCAUUGUCAUUACCAAGUACGAUCUUGCUACCAAGAAUGGCCUGAAAAGUACCCUGGUAAAACUCUUCGCAGCUCUGAGAGAGCACGGCAGGAAGCCUUGUCUCAUCACGGAUGCUUCAACAUCUGUGCUGGAAGCCGAUUUGCAUACAGUGGAGGCAGCUGAUCUUGAGGAAACUGAAAAGACCAUUUGCCUGUUGAGAGACUCGCCGCUUGCAGCUGUACCUGUAGUACUCACCAGUGCGGUCAAAGGAACAGGCAUUCAGAAACUUCAUGCGUUCCUGCGAAGACUCCCUAUGCCACAGCAGCCCGAGCUACCACCACCCGAGUCACCAUCGCCGCUCUUCUACAUUGAAGAUGUCUACAGCGUCAGCAUGAGCAACUCGGACGAGCAAUCCGCAAUCAUCGGCGGCUAUAUUCGCUACGGCUCCCUGUCCAUUGGAGACGAGCUCUUGCUGGGCCCAUAUCCCGCCGAUGUGAGUUCCGACGACAGUGACAGCGGCAGCGCUCGAUCCAGCCGGAAAGCCGCGAUACCGCAAUCACGCUCGUUCCCGGGCGCGCUCAAUCCCAAAUCCAAGAAUGCCGUGCUGCGCGAGAGCCACAGCGAGUGGCGCAGAGUCCGCAUCACCUCGCUCCGCAAUCUGCGCCUGCCGGUGCACGCGCUGCUAGCUGGCCAGGUGGGCACCAUGAGCAUCGUGCCCGUGCAUUCGUCCAUGGCUGCCGCAUCCAUCAAUCGCAUCAGGAAGGGCAUGGUACUCGCAGCUCGGGAGCCAAAGGCCCACAAAGUCAUCACGGUGCGGUUUGAAGACAAACAAGCCCACUGCGCCAAGGACCUGGGUGUCGGCAGCGCAGUCGUCGUGUACAUAGCCAGCGUUAGGGCGUCUGCAAAAGUCGUUUCUGUGGCUGCGGUUCGUUCCAACAGCUCGGCUUCCCCGCCAGACCAAGCAAAGCACAGCGGUGACGACGAAGACGAUGGCUUUGGAUUCGGCUUCGACACCGAGCCAGAUGACCACUCGUUGCAAGAUACCCUGGAAACGGGGCCUCCUUCUGUCAUGGUCACCUUCCAGUUCAUCGCUGCACGCGAGUUUGUCGAGGUCGGGGCGAAAGUCCUCGUUAUGCCUGGCGGCGGGCCGGGCCUGCUAGGUGGCAAUGAGAGGGGCGCAAAGGGUAUGGCUGGGCUAGAGGGCUUUGUUGGGCGUGUUGUGGAAGAUUCGUAGCAGCGUUCUUUUUUUUUCUGUCUGGAAUACGCGAUGUGUUAUUGUUUUCGUUCUAGUUUGAUAGUAUAGGGUACUUGUUAUUUAUCUUAGUCUACGAGUUGAUUGUGUUUUUCUUUUCAUCUUCUCGUGUACCUACGGAUCG
This is a messenger RNA of Exserohilum turcica Et28A, 2806 nucleotides long. RefSeq lists its product as uncharacterized. Gene Ontology annotation, biological process: translational elongation. The transcript has 2 exons. Gene Ontology annotation, molecular function: GTPase activity; translation elongation factor activity; GTP binding. NCBI's taxonomy places the organism in Eukaryota, Fungi, Ascomycota, Dothideomycetes, Pleosporales, Pleosporaceae. Bases 1 to 2664 code for a protein of 887 amino acids. The record is from RefSeq and is a predicted model, not a curated record.